AAUCGAGGUAUAUGAGAGAAGAGAUUAAUGAUUAAACCACAAGUCGAAAAUCUGCAGCAAAGAUCUUCUAUCGUUCCUGACUCAGUUCCUGCAAUGUCACUACCAUCAGCUUGCGACAUUAUUGUUAUCGGCAGCGGCAACGCAGGUUUCUCUGCUGCCCUUUCAGCCGCUCAACACAAUCCCAAAGCCAGCGUCAUCAUAAUCGAUAAAUGCCCCAAGAGCUGGGUUGGUGGAAAUAGUUAUUUCACCGCUGGAGCCUUCCGGACUGUGCACAACGGCCUAGCCGACUUGCUGCCACUUGUGAACAAUGUGCCAUCAGAUAAAGCGUCACGCGUCGACAUACCUGUUUAUUCGGUAGCAGAUUUCGCACACGAUCUCCAACGGAUGACCGGUGGCCGGACAGAUACAGCUCUUUCCAAGAUACUUGUGGAGGAGUCUCGGGACACCAUUGGCUGGUUGGCUCAGAAUAGUAUCCGUUUCCAGCUCUCUUUCAACCGUCAAGCGUAUGAGAUGGAUGGCCGAAUCAAAUUUUGGGGUGGUAUGGCGCUGAAGACUGAGAAUGGAGGAAAGGGUCUCAUUGAAGAUCACCUUCGGGCUGCGCAAAAGCACGGUAUCAAGGUCUUCUUUGACACUGCUGCGACCAAGCUUGUCACAAACCUUCAGACUGGCGCGGUGAUGGGUGUUGAAGUAGCCACUCGAGCCCACGAAGGCAAAAAUGCCGAUUCUCAGACGAUUCAAAGAAUGACGAUCCAAGGGAAGGCAGUGAUCAUGGCUGCGGGGGGCUUCGAAGCAAACCCUCAAUUGCGAGCGCAGUACCUGGGUCCAGGUUGGGACGCUGCAAAAGUCCGUGGGACCCCUUAUAACACCGGCGAUCUUCUUCAGAUCGCACAGCGAGACGUCUUCGCAAAGGCUGUGGGUAACUGGUCCGGCUGUCAUAGCGUGGCGUGGGACGCGGACGCACCAGCGCACGCCGGCGAUCGCGGCGUAUCGAACGAAUUCACAAAGUCGGGAUAUCCCCUGGGAAUCAUGGUCAACAGAGACGGAGUGCGUUUUGUCGAUGAAGGUUCCGAUAUGCGGAACUAUACCUAUGCCAUGAUCGGUCGUCGUAUUCUCGAGCAGCCAGGACAGAUCGCGUUCCAGAUCUGGGAUGCACGAACGACGCCGUGGCUGCGCAGCGAAGAGUAUCGACCGGAGGUGACCCGUCACCUUACCGGAGACUCUCUGGAAGAACUUGCAGAUCGUUGCGUCGAGGCAGGCUUGACCGAUAAGGAGCGAUUCCUUGCGACGCUUUCAGAAUACAAUCGCUCUGUGCCAUCCGAGGAAGCCUCCAAGGACAAGUGGGAUCCCGCGGUGAAGGAUGGUCUCUCAACGAAGGGUCUUCCAGUGCCCAAAUCUAAUUGGGCCUUGCCCAUCGAUCGCGCACCCUUCCUUGCUGUCCGAGUGACAUCGGGAAUCACGUUCACAUUUGGCGGACUUGCUGUAAACCCCGAAACCACAGCGGUGAUUUCGGAGGCCACAGGUGGCGAGAUCCCUGGCCUCUAUGCGGUUGGGGAGAUGCUUGGUGGUAUUUUCCAUGACAAUUACCCCGGUGGUAGUGGGCUGACAUCUGGCGCUGUCUUUGGUCGACGCGCUGGACGAGCUGCAUCGGAAAGAGUGAGUGUAGAGGGAGUGGAAGUUUGA
Molecule: messenger RNA, 1680 nt
Organism: Penicillium brasilianum
Lineage: Eukaryota; Fungi; Ascomycota; Eurotiomycetes; Eurotiales; Aspergillaceae
Source: the annotation of a GenBank genome assembly